This is a messenger RNA of Fimicolochytrium jonesii, 1514 nucleotides long. RefSeq names its product PLC-like phosphodiesterase. The record is from RefSeq and is a predicted model, not a curated record. Gene Ontology annotation, biological process: lipid metabolic process. The transcript has 3 exons. Bases 238 to 1365 code for a protein of 375 amino acids. NCBI's taxonomy places the organism in Eukaryota, Fungi, Chytridiomycota, Chytridiomycetes, Spizellomycetales, Powellomycetaceae. Gene Ontology annotation, molecular function: phosphoric diester hydrolase activity.
CGCUCCGACGGCGACAGAUCUGAGCGAAGCAUCACGCUGGGAAGACAACCCCAAAUUGUGAUGCGACGUGUGAUAUGCUCGUACGCCGUUCUCUGGAUGGACUUGGAUGCAGGCGCAACAUCGGGCGCUUCUCUGCCCGCUUUAAAAGGAUAGCACUGUUCAUGAGCCCCUGUCAGUUUCCAGUCCAGUCCCUAAUUCACUCAGAUCUGUCCCGCUGUUGAGCCGUGAAGGAGAGAUAUGUUCAAAACCGCGACUCUGCUUGUCGGUGUCGCCGCGGCGUCCUCCUUGCUCUCUGGAGUUCUUGCGACUAGUCCUUGCAACGGCAUGCAAGAACUUUGUGGCCUUCGAUACGACCAAGUCACCUACGCGGCCACCCACAACUCCGGCAGCAAAGACCUCAAAUACGACUGUCAUACCCUCGCCAAGUCCUGCAAAGCGGGCAAGUUCCUCUGCUGGGGUUUCGAAAAAGGUUGCAACAUCCUCGUCCCCGACGCCAUCGAGCGUUGCCUCUGGGACAAUCAAGUUCGCGCUAUCGAUCAGCAGCUGAGCGACGGGAUUCGGUCGUUCGACAUCGAUACCUGUCAGAUUGACGAUGGAUCCGUUGUCAAUUGCCAUGGGGCCGGAAACAAACGCGCCAUUGGCGGUGAUAUCCGCCAAACAUUGCAAUCUGUGGCGAGUUGGGUGAACAACAACCCGAAUGAGAUCAUCACGCUGAAUUUUGGCGACUCGGAUGGCGACGCGGCGUCGAUGGCGAGGUAUAUCCAGGGCGGCUUGCAAGACAUUCUUGGCAAGUGGCUGUUCGAACGGAGUGCAGGCGCUCCGUGGCCGACCCUCGGGGAGUUGAUCGCCAAGGACAAGAGAGUGGUUGUGAUGUUCGGAAGCAAUCUCUUCAACGCUGGUCCUAAGCCGGCAUGGUUGCAGCACUACGACGACAUCAUCGAAGACCCCUACUUCAAAGUCCUCGCCGACGACGAUAACCCCGCCCGCCUGGAAGCCUCGUACCUCCAAUCCUGGUGUCUCCGCGACCCCAAAACUUUCACGAAACUCCAAGUCAUCGACGCAACCAUCGCCAUCGUCCUGCCUCAACUCGAAGCCGACCUACGUAAACUCAAGUUCCCGACAAGCGUGUGUAGUCGCGACCUGGCGAAAUCGGUGAACUAUGGUUCGUUGGACCGGAUUGCGGACUUUUGUGCGCAGAAGAUGGGAUACAUCUAUCGUGUUAGGGUGGAUCAUGAAGAUGCGUCGAACGUGGUAGCGAAGGUGAGGGAGUUGAAUGGAAGGAACGUUAAAAGGUUUGGGAAGAAAGGCGGCAAGGCCGUGAAGCCGAGAGUCAAGGGUGCUCUGGGACCUCACCUCGUGAGGUGAAUGCCUGUACAUAGGAUUCUCUGAGGGAGACAACCUCUCAGGUUCGGAACGCUGGCCAAGUUCUUGCAUUGGCGCUCCCAUCAUCGGCGUGACGUUUCGUUGCAUGCGCUGGGCGUAGUAGACUGUAAAUGUACUGUACUUACACGUAG